UUUCGCGCGGUUGUAUGUUUGGCGCCAGAAGUUCUCGUGCUCAGUUGCUCUCACAAUUUACCUCAGUUUAAAGUUUUCCCCAAACAACGUUUUCAAAAGGCAGGUAAUUUAGCUAACUAACAAGAAUAACAGGCUCAACAUUGUACAACAUUGCUAUUUUAUCGGCUAUAUUUAGAAUAAUUUGUUAGCUCGGUAAUGUAGCUAGCUAAAUUACCAUCAACAGGUUCGCCAGUGCUAAAUUAACUAGCUACUUCAACGUUACUGUACUGAAAUAAAUGUAUAGCUAGUGGUAGCUAUCUAGCUAAAAGGGUAACGCUAACUUUAGCUAGUUUACCAAAAUAGUUAAAUUAGCAACUUGCUGACAAAUUAACAGUUGAUAAUGAUAUUAGCUAACAAUUUUCCUAUAUUUCGAAUUUGACUAGCAAUAAGUUACUGUAGCUACAAGUUCAGGGUCAAAGGACCUCAGGGACGACAAUAACAGGCAAGGAUGAGUUCUUCGGAUGAGGUGAGUUGAAAAAUGCCUAGCUAUCCUAUCAGCUAACGGUAACUAACUGGCAUAAUCAAAGAUACUGAUGAUGGAGAGGUAACUUAACGUUACUAACAUUAUAACAUUUAGCCACCUAUCUAGCUAUGUAGCUAUCUGAGAUGUUCAGGUGAUUCCUGCUUGUGGCAUUUAUACCUGGGCCAAUGUCAUACACCUGUGGACUCGCACUAGGAUGAUUUCCAUGAUUUGAAGACCUAUUUCUCAAAGAUGGAAUGGACCCAUCUAGUGAAAUGUGAGAAAGUGCGGUACAGAAACUUGAAGAGGAACCACCUGGCUAUGCUUACUAUAGGGCUGAACUCCCCAGUACCUGCGUUUAUGAGGAGAAGCAGGCCUAAAUUGUUGAACACUGCUCCGCUUUUUGCACCCAGCGACUCAGAGGAGGAUGAGUGGACCCCUCGACUGGAGAGAUGCCCACCAGCAUCCCGGAGCUUCCGACGCCCAACCAGGAGACCAGCAGCAUCUCAGGGAGUCCCUCAGCCUGACAAACCAGCCACACCUGCUACACUUACAGUACAGCAGCCCCCCAGUGGCGAGGAGGCAGGACCCAGUAAUAUGGGGACAGAACCCGUCCAGCCAUUAAUGGAGGAGCUGACAGAAGAAGAAGUGGCCUUCCUCAGAGACGGCAGCCCAGCAGACACCCACAGUGGAGUACAGGAGGGGCUAGGAGCCACGGAGGGUCAGAGUGAAGCGACCCCCAGCACCAGUGGAGGGGAGGCAGGGAGUUCCACAAAGCAAGGGGCUUGUUUGUUGCACCCCAAACCAUCAACCUCAGGCCUGUCUAAGAGAGAGUGGCUGGAAAGGCAGAAAGCAGAGCUGAACACAUACAAGCGCAGCAGAAAUCUGAGAGACAGACCAAGAAUCACUUACACAGAGGAGGAGGUCCCCAAAGAUGAUCACUACCUCUACUGUGAGGACUGCAAGUCUUUCUUCAUGGAGGAGUGUGGGGUUCAUGGUCCUCCCCUCUUCGUCCCGGACAUCCCUGCCCCUCUAGGAACCUCUGACAGGGCCAGACUCACCCUCCCGUCCGGCCUGGAGAUCAGGACAUCAAGCAUCCCUGAAGCAGGACUGGGGGUGUUCAACCAUGGAAACACUGUGCCUGCAGGAGCCCACUAUGGACCUUAUGAAGGAGAGAUCACAGACAAGGAACAAGCCAUGGAGAGUGGCUACUCCUGGGUGAUCAACAAGAGCAGACACUGGGACGACUACAUCGAUGCUGGGAGAGACACUCACUCCAACUGGAUGAGGUAUGUGAACUGUGCUCGUCGUGAAGAAGAGCAGAAUCUGGUGUCCUUCCAGUACAGAGGAGGGAUUCUGUACCGCUGCUGUAAGCCCAUAGCUGUUGGAGAGGAGCUGUUGGUUUGGUACGGAGAGGAGUACGCCAGAGACCUGGGCAUUGUCUUCGACUACCUCUGGGACAAAAAGAGCUCUGCUAAAGAUGUGAACGCUGAGUCGUCCGAGGUCCAGAUCUUCUCGUGCUCUGGCUGUCCGUUCUCCUUCACCUCUCAGAUCUUCCUCCACAAGCACAUAAAGAGAAGUCACCAUGAUGAGUAUGUCAGACUGUUGAGGAGUGGAGAGAUCAGAUCAGAGAAUCUCAUGUCCUCCAGCAACUCAACACAGCACCAUGGAACCACCUCAAGUUCCUCCAACCCAGCUCCCACCAGGAAAAAGAGCGAGAUGGACAAGCCACGAUCAAACCACUGCUCCCAGUGUGGGAAGAGUUUCACUACAGGAGGUCAUCUCAGAACACACCAGCUCACUCACACAGGAGAGAAGCCAUUUCACUGCUCUCAGUGUGGGAAGAGUUUCACUACAGGGGGUAAUCUCAGAACACACCAGCUCACUCACACAGGAGAGAAGCCAUUUCACUGCUCUCAGUGUGGGAAGAGUUUCAGUCAAGAGAUUAGUCUCAGAACACACCAGCUCACUCACACAGGAGAGAAGCCAUUUCACUGCUCUCAGUGUGGGAAGAGUUUCACUACAGGGGGUAGUCUCAGAACACACCAGCUCACUCACACAGGAGAGAAGCCAUUUCACUGCUCUCAGUGUGGGAAGAGUUUCACUACAGGGGGUAAUCUCAGAACACACCAGCUCACUCACACAGGAGAGAAGCCAUUUCACUGCUCUCAGUGUGGGAAGAGUUUCACUACAGGGGGUAGUCUCAGAACACACCAGCUCACUCACACAGGAGAGAAGCCAUUUCACUGCUCUCAGUGUGGGAAGAGUUUCACUACAGGGGGUAAUCUCAGAACACACCAGCUCACUCACACAGGAGAGAAGCCAUUUCACUGCUCUCAGUGUGGGAAGAGUUUCACUACAGGGGGUUAUCUCAGAACACACCAGCUCACUCACACAGGAGAGAAGCCAUUUCACUGCUCCUUGUGUGGGAAGAGUUUCAGUCAGUCAGGAUAUCUAAAGAGACACCAGUGUUGUAAAAAGAGUAAAGAAGUGGAACUUUAGAUUCUCUUGACAUUGGGACAGUGAUUUAAUAGAAGAGUAAUGUUUCAUCAUGAAACAUGAAUGAUGCGUCAUUAUAUAGACACUGUUGAACUGUUUGGAUAGAAAUUAUGAUAUUCAUCAAACUGUCAACACUUUUUUAAUUAUCUCAAAGUACUGUGUCAUUGUAAUAGAAUUGAAUACACAUAAAUGUAUGAAUCGUAUUUUAUAGUAUGAAAUCUUACAUACAUUCAUGUGUAUAAACAUGAACUAUUAAGUAAAUUAUUUUUAAACUGAAAUGAAUAUCUCCCAAGUUAUAAACAUGACAAUGUUUUAAUCCAUUUUUAUGUGAUAAUAAAAUGUAUUUCUUUA
This is a messenger RNA of Oncorhynchus kisutch (coho salmon), 3349 nucleotides long. Its product is annotated as histone-lysine N-methyltransferase PRDM9. The transcript has 10 exons. Lineage: Eukaryota; Metazoa; Chordata; Actinopteri; Salmoniformes; Salmonidae. Gene Ontology annotation, cellular component: nucleus. Bases 752 to 3001 code for a protein of 749 amino acids. Gene Ontology annotation, biological process: regulation of transcription by RNA polymerase II. Gene Ontology annotation, molecular function: histone methyltransferase activity; DNA-binding transcription factor activity, RNA polymerase II-specific; protein binding. The record is from RefSeq and is a predicted model, not a curated record.